AUUUAGGCCUUUUGUGUUCCUAUGGUACAAAAAAGCAUGUAAUAGCGUAAAACGGUGUUACUCGGGUCAUUACGGUAAAGGCUCCCAGUCUGCGGACCACGCCCCCUCCGUUCAGCCACUGUCAAUCCAGGAAAGACAGAGCUGUCACGGUGUUAACAGUGUCCUCCUGUUGCUUGGACACCCCGAAGACACAUCUGACAGGAGGCCAGGGAUCAGUUCACUUUGAAGAUCUUCUCAAGAUGUUGCCUCAACACCUGAAGCAGAUCCGAGUCCUAAUGCUUAACGACAAGGAGUGUUUGGAGAGGACUCUGUUCAGACUUGAACAAGGGUUUGAGCUCCAGUUCCGCCUAGGUCCGAGCCUUCAGGGGAGGAGGGUCAUGGUGCGCACCAACUAUCCACUUGAAGGAAAGGAGUUUGAACGAAACAACUUCCGUGUUUUGGGAUGGAGCUACCCAACAGGAAGGGAGGAUGACUCUGAUAAGUUCUGCUCGCUGGACCUCAAGAUUGCCGGGUCCUAUCAGUACUACUUUGGAUAUGGAGACACGGAGCAGUCGGGCGGAGGAUACAUCGUAGUCGACCCAGUUCUUCAUGUUGGAGCAAACAAUGACAUCCUCCCAUUAGACUGCAUCACCAUCCAGACCUACCUGUCCAAAUGUCUGGGACACCUAGAUGACUGGCCAGAUAGACUGAGAGUAGCCAAGGAGUCAGGGUACAACAUGAUCCACUUCACACCUCUGCAGACUCUAGGAGAGUCCAGGUCCUGUUACUCCUUGGCAGACCAGCUCAGCUUUAACCCUGAGUUCAGCCCCGCUGGUCAGAGCUACAGCUGGGAAGAUGUGGGGGUGCUGGUGGAGAUGUUAAAGAAGGAAUGGAGCAUGCUGUGUAUUACAGAUGUGGUCUAUAACCAUACUGCUGCUAACAGUGAGUGGAUCAGAGAACAUCCAGAGUGUGGGUACAACCUGGUGAACUCUCCCCACCUGCGACCAGCCUGGGUCUUAGAUCGAGCUCUGUGGCAUUUAACCACCAGAGUAGCAGAGGGACGCUACGAAGCUAAAGGACUUCCUGCUGAUAUUACCAACGAGAGCCAUCUGAAUGCCAUCCGUAGUGUGUUGUGGCAGGACGUGUAUCCUCAGAUCAAACUGUGGGAGUUCUACCAGGUCAAAGUGGACGUUGCUGUGGAGCAGUUCAGGACCCUACUACUAAAUGGCACUAAGCCAGACCAUAGUAAGACCGAGGGGAAGAAGGGUCUGAAGAUCAUUCAGGACCCUAAUUACCGUCGUUAUGGCAGCACAGUGGACAUGGACUCUGCUCUGGAGACCUUUGUACCUCACAGCUCCUCCCCAGAGCACGUUGAGGAGUGCUGUGGUUGGCUGAGACAGAGAGUGGACCAGCUGAAUGAAGAACAGCACCACAUUGUGCACCAGCACCAGGAGCAGGCUGCCAACUGUAUUGUGGGAAACGUAGUGUACGAGCAUCUGGCGGAAAACGGCCCCAAACUCGGUCCUGUUUGCAGGAAAAACCCUCUGGUAACCAGGUACUUCACCUUCCCGUAUCCGGACAUGACUCUGGACCAGGAGCUGCAGAUGCUGGAUCAGCCAGACAAGACUUGUCACUUCCUGGCUCACAACGGUUGGGUGAUGAGUGACGAUCCACUGCGCAACUUUGCUGAUUCAAGCUCCAACGUGUACCUGCGUCGGGAGCUGGUAUGCUGGGGGGACAGUGUCAAACUCCGCUAUGGCAACGGGCCCGAGGACUGCCCGUACCUGUGGGCCCACAUGCAGAAAUACACCGAAAUCACAGCCACAUAUUUCCACGGAGUGAGACUGGACAACUGCCACUCGACACCAUUACACGUGGCUGAGUUCAUGAUGGACGUGGCCCGAACAGCGUGUCCUAACCUGUAUGUGGUGGCUGAACUGUUCACCGGAAGCGAGGAACUGGAUAAUGUCUUCGUAACCAAGCUAGGGAUCACAUCCCUCAUACGAGAGGCCAUGUCAGCUGGAGACAGCCAUGAAGAGGGCCGGCUGGUCUACCGUUACGGGGGCGAGCCAGUCGGAGCUUGUGUUCAGCCCAGCCUCCGCCCACUGAUGCCCUCCAUCGCCCAUGCCAUGUUUCUUGAUGUAACCCAUGACAACGAGUGUCCCAUACAGCUGCGUUCAGCACUGGACUCCCUCCCCAGCUCGGCUAUGGUCUCUAUGGCCUGCUGUGCUACUGGUUCCACCAGAGGAUAUGAUGAAUUAGUGCCCCAUCAGAUCUCUGUGGUGAAGGAGGAGCGUUUUUACCCCAAGUGGAACCCCUCAGCGCCCCCCAGCUCCACUGGUGAGGUUGGACUCCAGACUGGCAUCAUAGCUGGGAAACUGGCACUCAACAAGCUGCACCAGGAACUGGCUUCCCAGGGAUUCAUACAGGUGUUUGUAGACCAGGUUAAUGCAGAUAUCGUUGCAGUGACUCGACACUGUCCCAGCACACACCAGUCUGUGGUAGCGGUGUGCAGGACCGCCUUCUGGAACCCCAAAACCCACCAGUACGACACCGACGUCCCCCCCAUGUUCAUACCAGGGAAGAUAGAGGAAGUGGUACUGGAGGCAAGGACCGUGGAAAGGCAUGCUGGGAGUUAUAAGAAAGAUGACAACUACAUCAACGGCAUGCCAGAAUACACGGUGGAAAUAAAGGAGCACAUAUCGUUAGAGGAGAGUGCAGUGGUGAAGAAAGCUGGAGUGAUAUCUAAAGGUGCGUCCGAGUUUGUGCAGGAAAUCACCUUUCAGAAGUUGACGCCCGGCAGCGUCAUCGCCUUCAGGCUGAUGUCCAGGCUGACGCUGGCAGACCUGAACAUCCUGCUGUUUCGCUGCGACUCAGAAGAACAAGAAGAUGGCGGAGGCUGUUACAGUAUCCCAGGAUGGGAGAGCCUCAAAUACGCUGGACUACAAGGUCUGAUGUCCGUGCUGGCCGACAUCCGUCCCAACAACGACCUGGGACAUCCGCUGUGUGGUAACCUCAGACAGGGGGACUGGCUGAUAGACUUUGUCUCCAACAGACUGAUAAACAGAGAGGGACCACUGGCCCAGGUGGGUGAGUGGUUGGGAGCCAUGUUCGACUACUUGAAACACAUCCCCCGCUACCUCAUCCCCUGUUACUUUGACGCCAUCCUGGUGUCAACCUACACCACAGCCCUGGACGCCACUCACAAGCUCAUGUCCAGCUUCAUCCAGAAUGGCUCCAGCUUUGUUCGUUACCUGGCGCUGGGUUCAGUUCAGAUGUGUGGUGUCGGACGCUUUCCUGCCCUCCCUCCUCUUUCAACCAAACUGGAGGGCGUCCCCUACCGCAUCAGUCCAGUCACAGGCGAGAAGGAGCAGUGCUGUGUCUCAUUGGCUGCAGGUCUUCCUCAUUUCUCCUCUGGGAUUUUCCGUUGUUGGGGCAGAGACACUUUCAUCGCUCUCAGAGGACUGAUGCUGCUCACUGGGAGACACAUUGAAGCUCGUAACAUCAUCCUGGCCUUUGCGGGGACUUUGCGUCACGGUUUGAUCCCCAACCUGCUGGGUGAGGGUCGCUGUGCUCGAUACAACUGCCGGGAUGCUGUGUGGUGGUGGCUGCAGUGCAUCCAGGACUACGCUACCCACGUUCCUCAGGGGCAUGAAAUCCUUCGCUGCCCUGUCACACGCAUGUACCCCACUGAUGACUGUGAACCCCGGACACCUGGAGAGAUGGAGCAGCCUCUGUAUGAUGUGAUCCAUGAGGCUCUGCAGCGCCACCUACAGGGAAUUUCCUUCAGAGAGAGAAAUGCUGGAUCCAAGAUAGACAUGAACAUGAGAGAUGAAGGGUUUAACGUGGCUACUAACGUGGAUCCAGCCACAGGUUUUGUGACUGGAGGAAACCGCUUUAACUGUGGCACAUGGAUGGACAAGAUGGGAGAGAGCGAGAGAGCGAGGAACAAAGGCAUGCCCGCUACUCCAAGAGACGGCGCAGCGGUGGAGAUAGUUGGUCUCAGUAAGUCAGCUGUUCGCUGGGUUGUGGAGCUCCAUGCCGAGGGCCUGUUCCCUUAUGAUGGAGUUAAAGUACACAGAGAUGGUAAAGAGGUGUUUAUCUCGUACUCCCAGUGGAACCAGCAGCUCCAGCAGUCCUUUGAAGCAGGUUUCUGGGUGUCUGGCAACCCAGAAGACCCCAAUGAGGAGCACCCUGAUCUGGUGCACAAAAAAGGCAUCUAUAAGGACAGCUAUGGGGCCUCCAGCCCCUGGUGUGACUACCAGCUGAGACCCAACUUCACCAUUGCCAUGGUGGUGGCUCCAGAGCUGUUCACGGUGGAGAGGGCAUGGAUGGCUCUGGACGUGGCUGAGAAGAAACUACUGGGACCACUGGGAAUGAAGACCCUCGACCCUGAGGACAUGGUGUACUGUGGUAUCUAUGACAACGCUCUGGACAACGACAACUACAACCUGGCAAAAGGCUUCAACUAUCACCAAGGCCCAGAGUGGCUGUGGCCGGUCGGCUACUUCUUGCGUGCUAAGCUCUACUUUGCCAAGCAGCUGGGAGACGACACGUACGCUAAGACCGUCACUCUGGUGAAGAACGUCCUCUCACGACACUACACACACCUGGAGAGGUCUCCGUGGAAGGGUCUGCCAGAGCUGACCAAUGAGAACGGCCAGUACUGCCCGUUCAGCUGUGAGACCCAGGCCUGGUCCCUGGCCACUGUGCUGGAGGUCCUCUAUGACCUCUAAAGGCCCAGCUCUCCCCCUGAUCCCCCCAAAGCAAAGGUUGUUUUGUCUUGUUAUU
Molecule: messenger RNA, 4770 nt
Organism: Etheostoma cragini (Arkansas darter)
Lineage: Eukaryota; Metazoa; Chordata; Actinopteri; Perciformes; Percidae
Product: glycogen debranching enzyme-like
Exons: 34
Coding region: 240-4715 (1491 amino acids)
Biological process (GO): glycogen biosynthetic process; glycogen catabolic process
Molecular function (GO): amylo-alpha-1,6-glucosidase activity; 4-alpha-glucanotransferase activity
Source: RefSeq, a predicted model, not a curated record